AUGAACGUGCACGAAGACCUACAAAUCCCCACUCUUGAGUCCCUAGAGAAAGAGAAGAAGGAAGACCCCCCACAGCGUGAAUCCGGGCUUUGCGGUAGUGCAAUUGAUGCCUUGAUCCGUUUGUCUGGUCCCGUAUUUCGUGCGCUUUUGAUGUAAAAUAUUAGCGGUGGGUGGUGUGUCCUGGCGGUGGUCCGACAUUGGUAUCUCUGGUCGGGAUCUGUUAUCGAAUUGCGGAUGGCAGGUUUUAGAGCAGCAGCUGCGAUAAUUCACGUAUCACCGGCACGAUAUCUGCAAAUAUCCAAAGCGGUUGCGGCUCUUGUUGGGGCUUGGCAGCAGUUCUCGGGUUUCGCGGCUCUUAAUCUUGUGUUACGAAACGAACUCUCAUCGCUGCGGCUCAAGUGCUUGUUGAGUGAGGCACGCACUUCUAUUACCUAA
Messenger RNA from Tuber aestivum (summer truffle), 435 nucleotides. The record is from the annotation of a GenBank genome assembly. Lineage: Eukaryota; Fungi; Ascomycota; Pezizomycetes; Pezizales; Tuberaceae.